Molecule: messenger RNA, 1560 nt
Organism: Ilyonectria robusta
Lineage: Eukaryota; Fungi; Ascomycota; Sordariomycetes; Hypocreales; Nectriaceae
Product: general substrate transporter
Exons: 2
Coding region: 1-1560 (519 amino acids)
Biological process (GO): transmembrane transport; carbohydrate transport
Cellular component (GO): membrane
Molecular function (GO): carbohydrate:proton symporter activity
Source: RefSeq, a predicted model, not a curated record
AUGGCAUCUCAGGUAGAACGAGACGCAAAGAUUGUCGGCACCGCCUUGGCGGGGGUUUUGCCACACACCAACAAGUAUUGGUUCCAGAAACCUCACUUGAUUCGCUUAAAUCUCCUGCUUCUCAUUCCCUUAUUGUCAAGCUCCGUCUCUGGCUAUGAUGGCUCCUUGAUGAACGGCCUACAGUCUCUUCAUCAAUGGCGAGAAUACUUUGGCAACCCUGCAGGCGAGAUGCUUGGACUCGUCAACGCCGCCCAGUCCAUUGGAUCCGUCCUCGCCCUCCCGUUCGUCGGUACCCUCUCCGACAAGUUCGGCCGAAAGCCAGUCCUGCUGGGCGGAAUUAUCCUCAUCACCAUUGCUUCCAUCAUCCAAGCUGCUUCAGUCAACUACGCCAUGUUUGUCGUAUCUCGAAUCAUUGUCGGCUUCGGCGGCAUGUUUGUUGUACAGCCAAGCCCGAUGCUGAUUGCAGAGCUUGCAUAUCCGACCCAUCGAGGCAAAUAUACAUCUGCGUUUUGGACCUUCUACUACUUAGGAGCAAUUUUAGCUUCUUGGACGACGUUUGGAACCCAAAAUCACCAGAGCGCUGUUUCUUGGAGAGUCCCCUCCGCUCUCCAGGCUCUCUUUCCUAUCAUCCAAUUCAUAUUUUACUGGCAACUCCCUGAGUCUCCCCGCUGGCUGGUUGCCCAGGAUCGCACCCAGGAGGCUGCUGCCAUCCUCACCAAGUAUCAUGAUCCAGAAACAGAGAACAGCCCCCUUGUGCGUCACGAGCUAUCCGAAAUUGUUGAAACCAUUCAACAUGAGAAGGCGGCCAAGAGCACGGGCUGGUUAGCCCUUGUCAGCACCCCUGGAAACCGGAAGCGUACUCUCAUCGCCGUCUGCACUGGUGCGAUGGCUCAAUGGAAUGGAAUAGGCGUCGUUUCGUACUACCUAACACUCGUACUCGACACUGUUGGAAUUAAAGAUACCUUCGACCAGACGCUCAUCAACGGGUUACUCCAAAUCUUCAACUUUGGUGCUGCGCUCAGCGCCGCGUUCCUGGUCGAUCGACUAGGUCGCCGAACUCUAUUCUUGUGGUCUGGUGUUGGUAUGCUCGUUUCCUAUGUGGUAUGGACAGCUUGCUCGGCGAUCAACUCGGAUACUGGGAAUAAGUCCGCAGGAAUUGUCGUUGUCGUGUGCCUCUUCGUCUUCUUCUUCCAUUACGAUAUCGCCUGGACACCGCUAUUAUUUGGCUAUCCCACAGAGAUCUUCCCAUACUACCUUCGAUCAAAGGGCAUCGCUCUCGAGUUGUUUGCCAUCUAUGGAUCGCUGAUUAUUGCGGCAUUUGCGAAUCCUAUUGGCCUUGAAAACAUUGGAUGGAAAUACUACAUUGUGUUCUGCGUCUUGCUCGUGGUCUUCCUUGCGAUCACCUAUUUCCUCUUCCCGGAGACCAAGGGAUACAGUCUGGAGGAGAUUUCCAGGAUUUUCGACGGUGAUGAAGCUCUCCAUCAGACCAAGGUUGGAGGUACAAAUGGAAAAGGCCCCAAGGAGGUGACUGAUUCUGCGAGCCAUUUGGAGACAGUCUGA